AUGCUAUUUGGAAAGUCUCUGGCCGAGUACGAAGAUAAUCUGGACAACCUCGACGAACUGUUGUCCAAGUUGACAGAUGAGGAGAUCAAAGAACUUAAUAAUGACAUAGAUCCAGAUAACUCUCUGCUUCCACCCUCACAACGUUGUCGAGAUCAGACGACAAAGGAACCCACAGGCCCUUUUAACCGGGAGAAGCUUAUCCAGUGAGUCCUGUGCGCACUUCUCAUCUUUGAGCCUCGAUCUUAACUGCUGUUUGGGUGUCGGUUUAGCCCCGCCCUACUAGUAAUGAAGCAAGAUAACUGCCCGAUUGAGACUGUGUGCGCGAAAUCGCACAACUUCAGAUGUAAAGUACGGCACCAGAUAGGAUGGGCCGCAGGGGUUUCAAACCAAGAUAUCACUACUAGUUUUAUUCGCGCUUACUUUCAUUAUUCAAAAAAAAACAUUUCGUGGGCAUUAUGACCUUUUGUUCUUUUCUCUCCUACUGACCUGUCCCGAAUUCUCCUUUUCUCAACACCUGUGUAUUUGAUGUUACAUGAUUGCUUUUUGACGAGCGUCAAACGACGUCCGCUUUCCGAAGGCGGAAAUUAUAUUUCACGGCCCAACCUUCGCGGCCAAGCCUUCUUAACCCAGAUUGCUUUACCCCGCGGGUCCAUCAAUCAGCGAAGUGGAUCGAGCAGGCCUGUGCUGACGUGUUUACCUGUCUGCAGUAGAGAGCCCGCGAUCUUGUGUCGGUAGCUUUGAAGUGACUCGACGCGAAAUGCCCUAUUCCGGAAGUGUACCCUAAAAUGCGUUUCUGGCCGGCCUGCCAUCGUCAGCCUGCCAAACCCACAAUCACGGGCCUUUCUGCCAUCACCAAGCGCCCAGCACACAGCGUGUAGGCGCGUUGCUUAACCGGUAGAGUACUGUGCCUAACUACCAACUAGAGACCCCUGUUAAAACCCUAAGUCAGUCCUUCAAAUCUGGGGUUAAACUAAGACUGGUUGAGGAUGUCGGAUGGGUCAAAAACGCACAUCUCAGUCCCCCUUGCCUCAGUCGGUACUGCUCGAUCCUGAUCGCCUUUCUUCAUGUGGCCAUCCAGCAAAGGGCUCGGAACUGCGAACCAAGACGAAACGCCCAUAGAUCCUGUUUCACGAUUCGACCAGGACAAUGAACAUCGCUGUCACCUGACUUGCAGGUUUCCUGCGCUUGAGUCUUAAGGCCAGGCUGUGUCGGCUAUCACUGCACGUACGUCCCUUCCUCCUCGGUGUUUGUCACUCCCCUUUUGUAAACGCUGUCUACUAGAUCUAGUCGCGCCAGUGACCUAAAACCAACCUCUGGAGACGGCCCUCACGGAUAAGCAGGGUUUCUCCAUUUAUUAAUACGGUAGCUUGUUUGCAGCACGGUAGUUGCCUCUGGCAGUCGUAGGCUGCAAGAAAGUAGAUUUCUUUCGCGUCAGUGUCAUUUGCGUCAAGGCUGCGUCUACUGGUUUGAAUUCAUGAGAGCUCUGACGUCAGAUCAUUAGCGGAUCAGGCAGUUGGCGAUUCGGUGUAGACGCGCAUAAAUUAGCCUGUAGUCGAACUGUCGGUAAAAACUACCGCACACUUUACCUGACGCAAGUGGCAGGCCAGUUUAUUCACGCCUGUCCUCAUUUUCCCCACGAGCCUACCUGCCGACUGACUUUUCUUCCCAACACACGCCGCCCGGCGCAUCACCUUCUUCCCUUGCGAUUGCAAAUUUCCUCGCGCAAAAGUCGAACGUGGUUAUACUGCCUCGUUUUAGAGUCUCACUUCGGUGGAAAACCGCACACACACACGCCUUCCAGUCCAGCAGUAGUACACACGAUUCACACAUAUACCUACUUUAUCCUACUCACAAAACAGGCACUAACGCGCGCAGAAAUUGCGUAUUUGGAGCGAGGUGCCGUAUGAAAUGGCCACUGAGCUCCAUGUGAGAAAGCCGCGUCAACCCGAGUUACUCAGCUCCGUGCUUCGUCAGUUUGAAACUUCUCGCCUUUUUUUUUAUCGACGCAGUCACCUACCUACCUACCUGGCCAUUUCUUCCAAAUUUGGGUUACUUUCAGGCGAGCAGAAGACUGGACGUGGGAGAUAUAUCUCCGUCUCACUUAAGCCGUAGUUAAUACAGGCCAGUCAGCCAGUUGUCAUAUUACACAUGUGACCGUUUCCUACAUGUACAGCUUCCGUAUCAGUGGCUUAACCAUGACAGUCUAUCUGUGAAAGACUUUGCAGACGCCUGUGAUCGGCAACAUUUACAUGCAGACUGACCGCGGGGGCAAUAAACUGGUCACCUGGAACUGCUGUUCGCCGAUCUCCACCGAUUGCAUGGGGAAAAGGAGAACUUUGCACUGGAGCUGCGCUCUACAGUUAAUACAGGGGAUCGAACAGUAGGCGGCAGUCAGUGCUCGAAAUGAAAUGGUAGCAAAGACAAGGGGAGACCGGGGGGGGGUGGCUAUUUUUGGCAUUGCCGAUAGAAGCGAACAGGCGAGUUCCAGGAAAAAGGUGCGAUCACUAGAACAGGAAGUUUAUCGGCCUGACGUUUCGGAUUCUCGCUAGAACCCAUCAUCAGAGACUGUGGAGGCACAAAGACUGCAGUACUUAUAGUAGGUAGCUGCCGUGGGGCCACAUGCGUGCUAUAAUUAACAACUCCCGUGAUUACUACUGGGGUCGUAGUUAUGGUGAUGGUGGCUCGUCAUCCCGCGUACGAGUCGUUAAUUGCCGCAAUUCACGUAGAUGGUUGGUCAUUUCAAAAGGAACAUGUUUUGGCGUUUCAAGGAACCACCAGAACAAUCUACGAUACUCAUUUCGACCCAACUUUGAAAACCUUGGCGACCUUGGUGGGAUUCUGAACCAUGACAGCAACGGGAAGGCUUUAGUACAGCCAACGCUCUAGCCACCUGAGUCACAAGGCCCCACUAGGAGACGGGGGUUUAAUCACACCCGCCCAGCCUACUGCAACGUCCGGAAUCCACAUAAUUAAUCUGAAAUAUGUUUUCUUCGCAAAGUUCGUCAAAGUGUGCUGUUUUUCUCCUUUUUUUGCGAAGACCAAAUUUAGUUCUUUUUUUUCGCCCCUUGUGUGUCAUCAGAUUCCUCGUUGAGAAGGCCAAGGCCGAUCCUGACUGGGAUGAGGCAGUACCCUUUGAGAAGAAGAUUCGUGGGAAGGUAUUCGAAAAGAAAACCGCUGAACAGAUGUCCAAAAACGAACUGAGCGACCUUGGCUUUGACGUGGAACUAGACGAAGAUAUAAAUGAGGUCAGUGUCUUUCGGCCCUAGAAUACUGUUGCUUCAUUUUCGUCUUCUGCGCAUGAAGUCGUUUUUCUUAGUUCGAGCUCUCAUCCAAUUUAAAUGAACCACUUCGUGGGAAGUAACGCACCGGCCAAGUGUUACGGACGAUGUGAUGUGUGGUUGCAGUUGUUUGCACCUCAUCCGUAUAAGUUCCCAGCCAUCCUUACUACAGCCAAGCACAUGUAGUAGGGGCGAGGUCUUAUCUGGCACGCGUAGUUGGGUUGUCUAGUUUUGUCGCAACUUACCUCGAAGUCGUUUGUUGAUAGAAGCGAACAGGCGAGUUCGAGGUUGCAGUUCAGAAGACGAAGAUGCGAUCACUGAAACAGUGAUCGCAUCUUCGUCUUCUGAGGUCGUUUGUCUCAAUUCGAGCUCUCAUCCAAUUAAAAUGAACUACUUCGUGUUACGGGCGAUGUGACACACUUUGACACGUUGCUUUAGAAGGGUACGAUUUAGCCUGCUAAUGUGGGCCGUGCGAGAAAGCUUUAGGCAGGAGGACAGUGCUAUCACCAACGCUCAGCACAAAACCGGACGGUUUUACUAGUAGUUAAUGUGUGUUUGCAGUUGUUUGCACCUCACCCGUAUGAGUUCCCAAAAGUCCAAUUAUACUUCAUGGAAAACAUGCAUAAAAAUAUUCAUUCUUUUGCUCAUUCCGUAGAAAAUUACGUCUUCUUUCAAUUUUACACUCGAAGGAAGGGUAUGAUUCGGUUUUAAAAAAGUUUCUUAUUGUGGGAUUUUUUAAUACCCUGAAAUGGCGUUUCGUAAAACGUCAUACCUCUGCAUUUACCAAUGUAGUUUGUAAAUUUAACAAUGUGGCUCAAAUCCACUGCUUAAUUUUAUAAACCCCACAUAAUCUCCUCAUAAUACCGUAGAGAAAUGUAUGCUUUUCCGUACGCGGAAAUUAUACGGCUUGUAGUUUGGGAACCCUGAAUGCAAGUUUAACGGCAGGUCGAGUUCAAAAUUAUUCGGGAUUUGGAAAAGUUGUAUAAAACCAAAUUAUAUCUUUCCCUCCAGUGUAAAAUUGAAAGGAGAUGUAAUUUUCUUCCAGAUGAGUAAAAGGACUAUUAUUUUUGUGCAUGUUUUUUUUUAAUGAAAUAUAUUUGAGUUUAUAGGGACAUCGAAAAUCAAUGAAAAAAAUGCAUGCUACGUAAGUAGUCAUUUUUACGGAGCAUGGUUUUUAGAAAGAAGUUUGUUCGAAAACCGGCGUCCUGGGAUAACUAAAUUAUUAUAGUUAGACAUCGACAUCCAUAGACUGCCAGAUGGACCUGACCACUGUAGCUCGGCAUUCAGGUUGGGCAGUAAGCUUCCGUUAGUCAGGCAGACUUUACUUACUUUUUUGUCUUUCCCUUAGCCCUCGGGGGCCCGGAGUGCUGUAUUGUGCACUUAUACGAACUACUAUUUCCCAGUGUAAUGUCGUUGUGACCUUGUUUUUUACCAGGCCCUGGCCAAAGCCACUGACGAUGAGCUCAUCGACUUGGCCGCCAUUCUCGGUUUCACGGGCAUGAUGAAUCAAGUGCAGUUCCACGCCAGUAUCGAGAAUCGUUCUCAGGAGGGUGGCGGCUUCUCGGGUGUGGCCAAGGCGGAGAAGUUCAAGCUCAUUCCCGAUGAACCACCCAACAUGACAGACAUUGAGGUGAGAACUUCCGCGUUACCGCGUCUGUUUCUUUUGGCUCCCUAUGCACGCACCGCUUCUGCAGGUGACUUGCGCAGAAUUUUCCUCGCCACACCCUUUCACACGCGUCGUGUUCACUGUUAACGAUAGGUCAAGAUCACCGGCCACUGAACUUGCAUAAACCACACAUACCGGCCUGUCAACCCAUUCGAGGCAGUUAUCAUCGCUCAGAGAGUUUUUAUAAGGUCGCACUGAGAGGAAGUUAUUACAACCAGGCGCGCUGUCCUGAAAACCGGUAGUGAUAAUGGAAGCUGACAGUAAUUUUAGGUCCAUUUAUCGCCACCAGACAGCCAUAACUCAAUCCUAGCCGCCCAUUUAACCGACUGCUCUGGUAGUUCGACCGUCUUACCCGACGAUGGCCACCAUGUGCUCCACAGCAAGGUGAAGCGGGCACAGUGGCUUGCGUGUGAAUUAUAGUGAGGGUAGACUUGCGCAGCAUCUACCGCACUCUCUCCUCCCCACCUGGGCUCGGUGUUAAGACAUAGUCAAGAAGACCAGAGAUGAGGGAGGACACAGGUGGCUGGCACGACCGGACCCGCACCUAGGCAUAGCAUCACACCCCCCCCCCCGGGUUCACAACCAGCACUUGACCAGGACUGCUCUACCAACUGCUUCACAGACACGCACUCUGUCGGUUGCGGUUGGUAACAUUCUAAAUCAGGACCCCUAGCCUGAUUGCCAGAACGGAAUCUGGACGUUUUUCUAGUCAGUGUGUAAGCCUCAUGACCGCCACAAUCGACUGCGAUGCAGAUGUGCUAAACCAAAAGAUAGGUCAGACUGACUCAUGUUACGCGUCUGUGGGGCUGCGUUGAGACGUUUUGUCUCAAACCGCACCAACCAUCGCGGUUGGUCGACAGGCCCACAGAUGCGAGCCGCCCUCACAGAAUCCUCGCACAUGUAGCGCAAAUUAGGCCACGGCUGUGCCACGCGCAAACAGGCUGUCUGGCCGUGUCGGCUACCGCACCUGACUCCACUAUCCGGUCGUUUCGACAUUUUCAUCGGACCUAGGUGGUUGAGGGAGGAGAGGGUGCGGUAGUUGCUGCGCAAGUCGACUCUGUAUAGACUAAUUCAAACUCAAGUCCCCGGUGUUGCGCUCGUUCCGCCCCGAAAAUCCAUUCCGGAAACGAAAAUUGCGAGUUUGAGUUCGUAAAAUUCAAGUCAAAGCAGAUAGGUAAAACGGUAUUCCUUUCUUGGAGCAGAAAGCAAUUUAUUCCUUACCAAUUCCAUUUGGCAAACUUACAACGCUUUAUGCCGUUAAGCGCAAUAAUAAGCUUAUUCGACAGUAUUUGUUUUACCACAGCAGGAACUAGUAGGCGUCAGUCAGUUUCAGUCAGUUUAUUAAGGGAAUGAGGCUUUCGCCCUUGAGCUCCCUAUUCAUAUCGAUAAACAGAAAUAAAGUCAUCAAUUACAUCAGCAAAUGCGAAAAGUUAAGAAGUUAGCGGUAAGUGUGAGCUAGGCGCAAACUGCCGCCGCUAAAACAAUCAUUAUUGUAUGUACAGUAGGUUCUCAACAAGUGAGCGUCUAGUCUGCACUUAAAGGAUUUGACACUUUCGGAAAGAACGACGGCGUCAGGGAGUCCAUUCCAUGCCCCGAUGACCCUGUGAGAGAAGGCGUUCCGUCGGACGUCCGAAUGAGCCCGCUUCCUUUGCAGUUUGAACGGAUGACCACGCAGACGGUCAGUCCGGGCCAAUUCAGAGAAUUCAUCAAAAUCUAGGGCACACUCACGGCUUCUGACAAUCCUGUAGGUUUGAAUGAGAUCGCCGCGCAGUUGCCUGUAAUUUCGAGGAAACAGAUUUAAUUCAGUCAGCCUGGUUUCGUAAGGCAAAUGAUGAAGAUUCUUGACCAUCUUCGUAGCCAUCGCCUGUACUCUUUCCAGUCGUUGAUAAUCUUUCUUCAACCACGGUCGCCAGGCCUGGACUGCAUACUCUAAGUGAGACCGGACGAAUGCCCCAUAGGUUUUUCCGAACAGCUCCUUGUCGAUCUGCACAAAUCCUCGCCUCAGCGCAAAUAACACCCUUAUCGCACUUUUGGCUGCCCUUUGACACUGUAAAGAUGGUUUCAGCGAGGUCAUUAGGACGCCCAGGUCUUUCUGUUCCACGACAUUUGAAAGGGGCUGACCAUCAAGGACGUAUUGAAAGGAAUCGUCCUCCUUACUGGUCCGUCUGGUGCGGAGUCUCAGGACCACACAUUUGUCCACAUUAAAAUUGAGGAGCCAGCGAGCUGACCAACUGUUCAGGCGGUUGAGACGGUCUUGAAGCGCGUACCUGUCUGCAUCAGAUCUGAUGGGUCUCCACAGCUUAACAUGGUCAGCAAACAUGAUGGCGCUGCAUCCCAGGUCAUCGACGCAGUCGUUAAUGUAAACCAGGAAUAGCAACGGCCCUAAGACGGAGCCCUGGGGUACACCACUUAGAACGGGAGUAGGAGUUGACCUCGAGGCCUCAAUGCACACGGUUUGCUAUCUCCCGGUAAGAAAAUCUGUUAUCCAUGUCAGCAGCGUUCCUCUUAUCCCAAUUUCAGAAAGUUUGUAGAUUAGGCGUUUGUGUGGGACGCUGUCGAACGCCUUCUUAAAGUCUGUGUAUAUGACAUCAACCCUCCCAUCCUCGUCCAGUGCGCGAGUCCACUGCUCCGUCGAGAGCAAUAAACGGGAAAGACACGAGCGGUUCUGUCUAAAGCCGUGUUGCAGGUCUGAGAUUAAAUGGCCCUGCUCCAGGAACUCCAUAGUUGCUUUCUUAACUAUGGCCUCCAUUAUUUUACAGCAGAUACAGGUUAGACUAACAGGCCGGUAAUUGUUAGCAUUAGUGCGAGCCCCGCCCUUGUAUAUCGGAAAGAUAUUUGCUGUCUUCCAUUCCGAUGGCAACCUCCCUAAUUCGAAUGACGAGCGGAAGAUGUGCGCCAGUGGUUUGGAAAGUUCAUUCGCCAGUUCCUUCAAGAAUUUGGCCGGUAUAUUGUCCGGACCUGAGGACUUUGCUUCCUUGAGAUUUUUCAGCUCCCUUUCCACGACAGCUGUCGGGAACAGUAUGGAGUCAAGCACGCGAUCAGCAGUCUCAACAGCAUUGCUAGCACUGCGACUGCGAAACUCUGUUUCUCUAGUAAAAACCGAGGCAAAAUACUGUCCUAAGUGUUCGGCUUUCUCGCUGUUCUCAGUGAUCUCUACACCAUUACCAUACUUCAGCACCGCGACCGGGUCCUUAUUUUUCAGUCUACUGUUUAGAUAGUGAAAUAAAAUCUUAGGCUUCUGUUCAGCCUGUCGUGUAAUUUUGGAUUCAUACUCCUUCCGUGCCUGACGGAUACAUUUUUUGACGGCAUUUCGUUGACGACGAAAUUCUUCGAAAUGCGCUGGUGACGCAGUUUCCCUGAAUAUUUUCCAUCUUUUGCCUUUCUUCCGUAGCUGCCUAUUUAGGUCCCUAGUUAACCAAGCAGGUCGACUAGUUGCUUUUUGUACUUUAGGUGGACUACAGCGCCUAAUCAGAUCAAGUGAAAUCGUUUUAAAAGAUCUCCAGUCGUCCUCCGGAUCUCCCCUGAGUAUUUGGUCCCAAUUCACGGACAGCAAUUCGUUCUUCAUCAUAUUAAAAUCUGCCUUCCAUAUAUUAGGUUGACCCUCUGUUCUCUUCUGGCGUUUAGAGAAGAGCGAGUAAUCCCAUAGUAGCGUAGUAUGGUCACUUUUCCCGAGAGGUGCAUUGGAAUACACAUCGUCGAUAUUAGAGAAGUCUUUAGUGAAAACUAGGUCUAGACAAUUUGCUCUCUGGUUCUCUCGAAAUCUUGUUGGUACCUUCACAUGUUGCGCCAGAGGGAGAUCGAGUGUGAGGUCCAGUAGCUUAUGGCUGAAAGAGGCUGGUCCACCGUUAACUGCCAUAGUUUCCCACUCUAUUGCAGGUGCGUUGAAAUCCCCAGCAAUAAGUACCUCUUGGUGGCUAGCUACGUCUUUGACUAAACCAAGGAGCGACUCAUCAGCUGCACUCAGAAGGUUUGGUGGUCUGUAAAUCGCCAGAAAUUCUAGAUUUUGUGCAUUGCUCUUCUUUAUCUUUAUCCAGACGGAUUCAUAUUCAAGGGAGAGGGUGUGGGCUCUUUCAACUGCUGAAAUUCCUUCCCUUACAUAUACGACUACCCCUCCGCCCUGCCUAUUUUGACGGUCUCUACGACCCAGCUGGUAACCCGGUAUCGAAAUCUCAGCAUCCAAGUUUUCGGCAUUAAGCCAAGUUUCCGUUAUGGUGAUGACGUCGGGGAUUCGUUCCGGUACUAUCGCUUUGAGUUCGUCGAUUUUCGAAACGAGACUUUGAGCAUUGGUAUACAAAAAUCUCAAUUUGGCACGAGCAACUCCGCCAUACUGGCGUUUAUCAAUUUCUUGGGAUUGAAUGCAAAAGCCGGUCGGAGCUGAUCGGGAUGAACUGCUUUCCAUCAUUCCUAAGCGUAAACAUGUACAGUGAGUGACUGGUCUCAUGAACUGUUGACCGAAAUUCUGAAAUGCGUUUUCGGUUAGGAGGGAUUACCGAGGUGGGGUGUCGUAAUAUUGACUAUCCUGCGGCAUAAUCCUGUAAUAUUUCGGACUCGCCAAGAUGUCGGCUUCUGAAUGCACUUCCUUUCGACCUCCCGCAGAAACCACCGAUGGGUGAUACAUCAAUACGAUGGUCGAACAUGCCGCUUGUGUUUAGAAAUGUUCACGUACAGUGAGUGACCGAUCUCAUGAAAUGUUGACCAGAAGUCUGAAAUGCCUUUUCAACCUCCUGCAGAAACCACACUCAGUAAAAAAUGAGUACUUAAGUGGCAUGCAUUUUUAUAUUGAUUUUCGAUAGUCUUAUAAAUUCAAAUAUAUCUUAUGGAAAACAUACGCAAAAACUAUGCUUCCUUUUACUCGUUUGGUAGUAGACCACAUUUUAAACCGUUGAAAAGGUUGUCUUUCAUCACACAUGUCCGUUUAACAGUGCUCCUCAUUAAAUGUACAACGUAGUCUGCAUCAAUUGCAAAGGUUCUUUAAAUCUAUAUAGUAUCUCCUUAAAGACGUAGAGAAAUAUAUGAUCUUCCUUACCCAGAAAGCAUACACCUUGUAGACUGAAAUAGCUACACGCUAGUGCAAUGGCUAAUCAGUCUCGAAAUCACUCGGGAAUGGGGAAAUUUUUUAAAACCUAAAUAUACACGUUCUGCAGGUAUAAACUAUGAAGAAAAUGUGAUUUUCUACCAAAUGAGUGAAAGAAGGCAUAUUUUUGUGCAUGUUUUCUGCAAAAUAUAUUUAAACUUUUAAUAUCAUCGGAAACGAACGUGAAAAAUGCAUGCUACUUAAGUAGGCAUUUUUGCCGGGUGUGGUUUCUGUAGGAGGUCGAAAAGAAGUAUAUUAAAAAGCAGACAUCCUGGAAAAGCCGAAAUACUACAGGGUUAUGCCGCAUGCUGAUCAAUAUUACGACACUGUGUCGGUGGCUACGGUUGCUACUGUUUCGAGUUUGUUCAACCCUGAACAACCAAUCGGGAGGAAGAGCUCAUAGUUACCCUAAACGAUGCGUCGUUACCAGAAGCGUGUCUCUGUGGGCACGCAUCCCACUGAAGUCGGCCAUCACAUUUGACAGUUUGAGAAUGAAAAACGACCGCACCCACCCCCCCCCCGCCUUUCUGCACAUCCACUGUAAGCUAAAGGUAAAAGGACUUACGCCGUGCGUGCGCCUCAUCCUUCGUCCUGCCACCGCCCUAAAGUAUGCCUUGAUAGCUGGAGUAAUUUACCGGGUCUCAUUUCUGAGGCAAAGGCGCGGUGUCCUGAAAGUAACUCGUUUAUUCAUGUCGCCCCCCCCCCCGUACACCCAUCUCACUUCUCUUUUGCUUCCCUGGGUUCUGCACACAGGAGAGCAUCACAAGGCUGACAAACAACGACGAGAAUCUGACCGUACUGAACCUGAAUAACAUCAAGACCAUCAGUGCCGAACAGCUCUCCCGUCUCGCCACCGCUCUGGGUGAGAACACAAAGCUCAAGGAAUUGCAUAUGGCUGCAACCAAUAUCACCUCCGCGAUGGUCGAACCCCUCCUGCUUCCCCUCAAGGUCAACCACGACCUUGAGGUUCUCAAUCUGGAGUCCAACUUCAUCACGGGUGAGUGAGCAUUCAGGUGUAGAGCCCCCGCAGUCAGGAAGCGUCUUCACCACUCCCUUAAACGUCCCCAAAAUGUUCUAGUUGCCUGGCUCGAUCGUGACGACGGUUGAGAGCCUACCCGCGACCGUAGGACAUGGGCCGCACUGGCUCGUCAUGUCUUCGAAUCUGGAGUCGGUGACAUCACUUUUGGGGCUAAUUUAUGAGUGUUCAAGCGUCUUGACUUACUCAGAGUAAGGGUGACAGUCCCCACAACAGUGUUAGGGGGCGCUCACCGAUCGUUCAUACGGAAUUCACUCGUUCCAUUGUGGCUUAUAGGCUCUCUCUCGAGCCCAACCAGCAGCCGCAGCGGCGCAUGACAUAUAGGCAGAAUGAUAUUACCGACAAAGACAAGGGAGACUGGAAUGGCCAUUUCUGGCUUAUUAGCCGUCGUCAGCCAGCCAUACCCAAGCCCGAAGUGUGGAACACCCGAGCCUCGAACUCGCGACCUGUUGGUUUAGAAGUCAACGCCUCUACUCACCGGGCCACGAGCCCGUUGCCUUGUCGGUUUUCGAUCGGGAAUAUACAGUGUUAGGGGGCGCUCACCGAUCGUUCAUACGGAACUCACUCGUUCCGUUGUGCCUUAUGGACUCUGUCUCGAGCCCAACCAGCAGCCGCAGCUGACUACGAACUGAUUGCAGUUAAUAUCAGGCUUCAGUAUCCAAAAAGACGUUUAGGAGUCUGGUAUUCGCGAAGAUUGUCCAACCUCAGAAGCCACUCAUGCAAACUCUACGGUCCAUCGAUUUCGUCAACAGGGCAGCACAAACUGCCUGGGUAUGCUAGAAAAUUAUGACGCUCAUCUUGCCACUUGUGUUGGAUAAUGUUGCAUUUUGGGGGAUUCGUCUACUGUAGUUUGUCGCAGAUAGUGGGACGCUGAUCACAGUGUCGAGGGCGCAGUAGAAGAUGCUGGGGGGGAGGGUGCUGAUAUAUAGUGAACCUUUCCCGCCAACUGUUUUCCAGCGGUAAAACUGGGUCAAGACCAUCUCAGCUGAGCGUGGGCUUCGCCCACUCGAUUGCGAAAUAGUAGCAUCAUUUAGUUGGAUAAUAAUGAUGAUACAUGACGCUCCCGAAUUCCCCGUGCCAAUUUCAGUUAAAAACUGCGGUCGGAAGUAGGGUUUUAUAAUGCCUGGGCUAGGUAUCAUUCUAGGAUACUUGGCCGAACCCCUACUGUCCCUGUUUUGCUCCCCGUCUUCCUGGUACUGCCCUACAGCAGACUGUAGCAUAGUCAUUCCUCAGAGACGCCCACUUGAGCAUCUGUUCUCUCACCUCCCCCCCCCCCCAUAGGUGACAUGGUCCUCAAAAUUCUCGAGGCCAUCUCGGGUAAUAAGAGUGCCGUGUGUGACCUUCGCCUAGCCAAUCAACGUCAACGUGUCCUCGGCGUCAAGAUGGAACAAGAGAUCACGAAUCUCGUCUUGCAGAACCCGCGUAUCAUCAACCUCGGCCUGGACUUCGACACCGCUGAGGCCCGGGUGCGAGUGAGAGAUCACCUAAAGAACACGAUGGACAAGACCAAGCGACAAGCCCGUGUCGGCGCCAAGGCCUAA
Messenger RNA from Spirometra erinaceieuropaei, 12595 nucleotides. The record is from the annotation of a GenBank genome assembly. Lineage: Eukaryota; Metazoa; Platyhelminthes; Cestoda; Diphyllobothriidea; Diphyllobothriidae.